Messenger RNA from Kockovaella imperatae, 858 nucleotides. RefSeq lists its product as hypothetical. Bases 130 to 837 code for a protein of 235 amino acids. The record is from RefSeq and is a predicted model, not a curated record. The transcript has 6 exons. Lineage: Eukaryota; Fungi; Basidiomycota; Tremellomycetes; Tremellales; Cuniculitremaceae. Gene Ontology annotation, molecular function: acyltransferase activity, transferring groups other than amino-acyl groups.
CUGAGAUUUCGUCCGAUCCGUAGAUCUAACAAGAUCUAACAGAGAUGACUGAUAUUUGGUACAUAAAUCCUCAGAUGCGCGAACUUUCAAUCUGGACGUCUUAACUUGAGGUGCUAGAUUAGGAGCCUGAUGUCAGUCCAGGAGUCAAUUGUCAGACAGGUCGAGAACGACAGCGAUGAGCUCUUUGACAGAUGUCUGAAGGUCCUCCUCGAGGCAUUCUCAACACAUCCUUUGCUGCUCAUGAGGAAUGGCCAUGAUCAAGAGCUGAUCGAGCUAGAUAUAGCGCAGGGCUUUGCUGGGUCCUUCGCCAAAAAGCUAGUCUAUGUGACUGGUCACGAUGAUCAGGAUAUCUCAGCAGUAAUGGGUAUAAUGCUUCCUGUUCCUCCCAAAAAGGAGCCAGAGGAGCAAGACAAGAAGGAGGAAGCUAUCACCAAUCCUGUCGUCAUACCAGCUGUGGAUGAUCGAGAAGCGCGACUGAAGAAAGAGUAUGAGGCAAAAUGGCCAGAACACCUCAAGAAGUUCAUCGAGACCGAAUUUACCGACCGUUUCAAGGAGCUCAAGGCCGCCAUAGGGGAUGAGAUAUGGACCAACAGCCAUAAAGUUGCCAUGGUUGGGACUUCGCCGUCCGCUCGAGGGAAGGGAUAUGGUUCAGCCUUGAUGCGCAAAGUGAUGGACUUAGCGGCGGAGAAAGGAAGCUGGGUCCUUCUUGUCUGCUGGACGCAAGAGACUGCCGACUGGUAUCUGUCUCUGGGGAUGAAGAUCGAAUAUGAAUGCGAUUUCCCAACGGUGGAUCAGAGCAAACUGCAUGCUUGGUAUUUCACUUGGAAGGCACAAUGAUGUAUGCAUAUAUGAGGUCGU